This is a messenger RNA of Mesorhabditis belari, 600 nucleotides long. Lineage: Eukaryota; Metazoa; Nematoda; Chromadorea; Rhabditida; Rhabditidae. The record is from the annotation of a GenBank genome assembly.
AUGUGGCAAUUUUCGACUUCACUGUGCAUUUUUUUGCUAAUUCUACGAAAUUCGAAUUGUUUCGACUAUGACUCAAGCUCCUCUGAAGAAGAUGAUGAUCAUUGGCAGUGCGGGACGGACUUUCUGACUAAAACGAUGAGCGAGGGACAGAUUGAGACCGAUUGCCCGACGUUGAAAGAGCCAAUCAACAAUUGCUGUAUUUCCCACGAUUUAUGCUACGAUCAGCAAUUGGGGAAGAAACACUGUGAUGAUGUCUUUUGCAAGUGUUUAAUGGAAGCCUCCCGCCCAUCGACAAUCUGUUACAAAGAGGACGCUCCCCUAUUUUGUGCUCUCGUCGUCAAAUUCGGCGAUGAGGCAUAUGUCGCUUCCGGGAACAAGACUGGAAACGCCACCGAGUCAGCUAAGCCAAAGGCGACAAUCACUUUCCCGCCUCGUCCAGUCAUCCACGAGAUUCUCGUCCCGAAAGCACAACAACAAGCCCAUCGAAUUCGACCAAAAAUCGCUCCAGCUUCAAGCCAAGCUAAGCAGAGUUUCUCUGGUGUCAGUGCUGAUCGAAUCCUACUCGUCAAUCGACCACUCGAUUUGUCGGGAAAUCCGAAC